Messenger RNA from Lytechinus pictus (painted urchin), 2328 nucleotides. Its product is annotated as oligosaccharyltransferase complex subunit ostc-B-like. Gene Ontology annotation, cellular component: oligosaccharyltransferase complex. The record is from RefSeq and is a predicted model, not a curated record. NCBI's taxonomy places the organism in Eukaryota, Metazoa, Echinodermata, Echinoidea, Temnopleuroida, Toxopneustidae. Bases 311 to 760 code for a protein of 149 amino acids. The transcript has 4 exons.
AUUGAAAAUGAUUUGUAUAUUGUUAGCUCCUCUCUAUUAUAUUUUUCUUCAAUCGAUGGGGAUAGUAAAACAACACAUCUCUAUCUAAUGUGGCAGGCUGGCACGAAUACAAACAGUUAGUGGCGACGUCCCCACCGUCCCCAGGGACGAUCUAGAUCUACAUCCGGAUAGCUAUAUAGCAGCUCAAGCUCAAAUAAAUGCUCAAUCGACGUCUGAAUCGAAGUCUAUAAUGCGAUACCUAUAUAUCGUGAGGACGUGGCUGUUGAAUUUUGUCUUAACGUGACUAUUGGCCACAGAAUAUCUCUUUAAAAUGGAACGACUUUAUGCAUUGCCCUUUUCUGUUUUGGAAUGCCCACAUUUAAAACUGAAAAAACCAUCAUGGCUUCAUGCACCUUCUGCAAUGACAGUUUACUUCGUUGUUUUAGCAUCAUACUUCUUAGUGACGGGAGGUGUAAUCUAUGAUGUUAUUGUUGAGCCUCCAAGUGUGGGAUCUACAACAGAUGAAAAUGGACAUCAAAAACCAGUUGCCUUCAUGCCAUACAGGGUGAAUGGACAGUACAUCAUGGAGGGCUUGGCGUCUAGUUUUCUCUUUACCAUCGGAGGGUUAGGCUUUGUCGUUCUCGAUAAAUCUAACUCAACUGUGAUGCCCAAACUCAACCGUUUUCUUCUUCUUCUAGUGGGCUUCAUCUGUAUCCUCAUAUCUUUCUUCAUGUGUAGAGUAUUCAUGCGAAUGAAGCUUCCAGGUUAUCUUCAAGGGUAGUCAUCUCCAAUUCUGUAGAUCAGCCUGGUUCAGUUUAGAAAAUAGAGGAAACUUUGGAGUCAGUCUUAGAUUAGAUAUUUCUUGGAUGUCAUAUAUUAUAUUUCAUAUUUUUGAAAAAUGUUGUCAAAUACCGGUUAUACUGACAAGGGGUUGUGGGGUAAUUUGGAAGUUGAGAAAAAUACCAGGCCUGCAUUUUGAACCCUGGUUUCACUUAAACGAUGAUCUAAGUCUGUGCAGGAAUUAUGAAUAGCCAAAAAUGUCAACCAAAAAUAAAUGACAUUUGAAAGUUUAUAUGUACCUAUCAUAAUUUAAUGAUGAAUCAUCAUUUGCAGGUAGUAUUCUUAAGUAAAGUAUCUGACGAGCUGAUGACUUUUUGCCAUGUCUGGCUACACAAAGAUGAACCACUACUGAUUACUGAUAGAAGGUUAUUGGUGUAAAAUAGUUAUAAAUACCAAUAUUCAAAACUGUUUUAUUUGUGCCUUAUGUCGUUUUUUUCUGUUUCUCAGUUUUCUUGUAUUUUCUUCUUUCACUUUGCAUUCCCAAUAUUAUAUUAAUGUAUGUUUCUUCUAAAUACCAUUAUAGGUCACAUUUCCCACUCCCAAAUAAAGGACACUUUGACACAAUGGGUUCCUCAGUGUUAUCUUUAAAGUGGUAAAACUAAUUGUUUCAAUAUCUAUGUUAGUAUUGUCAAAUUUGAAGGAAAAGUCCACUCUGAUACCAACUUGAGGUGAUUCAUCUCAAAGUUAGAUUGACCUUUGCCACAUUCUCAUUUUGCAACUUCUUGCAUAUUCUGUAAAGGAAUACAUACAGACAUGUCUUUGUAUUUCAUGUUGUCUUCAAAUGUUGUAUUAUAUAUUAUAAUCUGCUGAUUUUGCUUAUGUGUAAGUAAGAAUAUACCUUCACAGGACAAGAAUUUUUGCAGUGAUGUAUUUAGUACACACUAAACAAUAUGAAAAGAUAUUUCAUGUGACAACAUUAUUAAAAUGGCUCUGGGUAAAUCCAUGCUCAAAGCUUCUUUACUUUGACUUCUCAAAACCUAGUUCUGAUUUACUAUAUUAUCUUCUGACAGCCAAACAGAAUUUGUUUGCACUGUUUGUUUCUCUUUUCUUUUGUUUGAUUUUUGUCUUCUGUUCAUUCUUACAUUUGUUCUUUAAAGUGCAAAUAGAAGCUUUGUGCAUGUCUUUAUGCAGCACAAUUUUUAAUCAUGAUUUUGUUUUCAAUUAUUUUGUCCUUUUAUUCCAGUUAUUCCUUUUGAGGUAUUGAUGAUUGUGAACUAAAUAUUGUCAGUUACAUGUGUGUUUAUGAGAAGUUUAAUUGGGUAUAGAUUACUAGUACCCAGUUUGAUUUGAAGAAAAUGUACAUUUAGGCUUAAACUAAAUACCCUGUAAUUAUAGUUAUGGGAUGGGGCAAAAUAGUAAGCAUAAAUUGUGAGUAUUUGGACACAUGUUAUGAUCUGCACUUUAUCAAUUCUGCAAUUGUUUCACUAAAAAUGGAUAGCUUGACAUAUUCUUUGUUAUCAUGUCCAUGAGUUUUGUGUGGUAACAUCAAUAAAACAUUUUUCUAAUUUA